Messenger RNA from Babesia sp. Xinjiang, 1521 nucleotides. RefSeq lists its product as uncharacterized. Bases 1 to 1521 code for a protein of 506 amino acids. The transcript is spliced from 2 exons. NCBI's taxonomy places the organism in Eukaryota, Apicomplexa, Aconoidasida, Piroplasmida, Babesiidae. The record is from RefSeq and is a predicted model, not a curated record.
AUGUGGGUGGUCAAAGUGGCAAAGAGAUUUGGAAGCAAAUGCCUGACCCUAGCUAGGUGGGCAGGCAAAUGGAGCUCAGAUGGUUCCAAAGUCGAAAAUCCUCAAGAAAUCACGAAUGAUAACCAUCGCCUUGGUGUAUACAUGGUCGCAAUGGGUUUUGAAUCUACGCAAUUGAAUGAAAAGAAGACUGCAACUGACGUCCCGCAAUUGUUGAAAUUUAUUUUAAAUGUUAACAGUAUUGCAGGUCAUUAUGCUGAAUACGUUAAUGAAUUGCUUACUGGAAGUGGAAAAACAUCAUUGGUUCUACUUUACAACUUUACGAAUUACUAUAUGCAACGAAUACAAUAUAAGAAUAACUCACUUACACAUUGUCGCAAGCCAACGAGUAUUCGUGAAAUGUUAUAUUGGUUGAUGGCUCUACCAUAUUCACCAGUGUACAGUAAAAUCGACAGUAAUACGUUAAAGGAAAUAGCUGGAAAAGACAGUUUUAUCAAAACUUCAGCCAUUACUCUGAAACUCGAAGAAGCCUGUAAUUAUUUGCUUCCACCUUGUUGUAGUGCUGGGUUCGUUCUCUUGAUAAUUGAAGGUGAAUUGCGAGGUAAAGACACAAAGUCCGUUGGGCAUGUGGAUGGGCAUGGUGUAAAUACGGUACAGGCGUGGCGGGGUGAAGAUAUUAAAUCGUGGUUGUGUGAAAGCAAUACGCCUCAUGAUCCAUCAAGUCACAAUGAUCCUGACAAAUGCAAACUUUGGGACGGUCACUUGGCAAAAUGCGGGGAAAGUAGGACACGUUCUCCCCUCCAAGCAUUCCUAUGUGACGAACUACCAGGUUUUAAAUGCGAAUGCCCUAAAGAAACGCUUACGUUGCCAUAUGAUGAGCAUAUAAAUCAUCUAUCCUUAAAUCAAUUGUUUACAAUUACCAUGGGUUUCGCAUCACACCUACACACCAAACGUUAUGGAAUUUACCUAUUACGGAUGUUAUCUAUAUACACUGAUGAAAAAAUCACGCACGCAAGUAUAUAUAAUAUAAUUCUCUGCCUAAUAUGUUUCAGCUUACGCACGCCCCGUACCGUAGGCGAUCUGUUUGGAUUUUUUGUAACUUUAGGAAAUAUGCUUAGUAACACACUUACGAAUCGUACUAUUGUAACUGAAAUCGAGAUAAGUAAGGCUUUGGAAACAGAGGUAGCUAAAGUGUCAUCCGGAGAAUAUGGUAAUGAAUUAACUAAAGCAGUUAUAAGACUUACUGGUAAGUAUGUAGGUGAUAAACCAAACGAAGGAAAGACUAUUUACGGUCAUAAUCAAGGCUACGUCUCCCUGAACAGCAUAUACAACAGUCCUUGUUCCAAUGCCGAUAGGUAUGGCAAAGCCAACGGUAAUACGUGCGGUAAAUAUCUAGGAUUUUAUUCUUGGGGUAUAUACUGCAAUGUUUCUACGGAUUUUGUUAGCUCCUAUAUCUCCAGAAUAGUCUAUCUUGCUGAGGAGUUGAAAAAGGGUCUGGCGGAGUUGCUUGAAGCUUCAGAAUGA